UAGGUAGUACUCGCACGCUUUUCCCACACAACUUCUCCCACUUCAUCAACCACCAUUUCGCACCAAGCCUCAUGGAAAUGUCUCACUAGCUCAUUCUUUGGAGAAUGGGCUGCGACUAAUCUGCGACUAACCCCAUUGACGAAUCAUGGCCUCAUCAUUCAAGUUGGUCCCUGCCGAUCGGCUAUGGAAUGUCUGGUAGCUCCGCAAGCGUGGACCGUUCGCACCAUAUGCUGAUGUCAUUGCCCGCACGAGAAGCUGUCAUCGAUUUACGCCUCGCAUGAGACACCAUGGAGCGAAUGAGCUGGUCUUUGGAUGAUGCCAUGGACUCGUCACAGGUAGCUGAUCUAAACAAAGCUGAGCUCCGAGCUUGGUUGAUGAUACAACUCGACAAAUUCCAUACUUACUCACCUUACCUUACCCCCUUCAAUCUACCUAUUUUCGAAGGACCUUUGCUAUCCCGUAUCACAUCAACUACACAACCCACAAGUCACACAACGAAAAAAUUUCUCAAAAUGUCCCGUCAAAACUACGCAGUCCCCUUAAUGGGCGCCGCAGCCCUCUUGGGAGGUGGCAUCUACUACGUCCGCCAACCCUCCACAUCCUCAGGCGACCCUGCCCAACAAAUCGCAAAUAACGCAGAUAAUUCCCGCCCGUCUUCCGACGCAGUCGCAGAGCAGCGCAAGAAAGCCGCGGACGCGAAACGCGACAAUGGUCUCGGCGGCGCGGGCAUUGGCACCAACACGGGUGCCACCGGUGGCGCGGAGCUGAGCACCGGCAACCGGGGCGGCAGCAGCGCCGACCGCGAUACUCCCAAGGGUCCGAAGGAGAAGUUCCCUUCUGAUGCGGGCGAGAUUGGAGGCGGACCUGGAAGGGCGAACUCGAAUACUAGGGCGAUUGAGACACACGGCCCUUCUAUGACGCCUGGGUCGAGCACAUUGACGGGGGCGUUGACCGGGAAGAGUAAUGGUCCUAGCACUUCUGGAAGCAGUGGCAGCUCAGGAGAAGGGAUUGGUUCCAAGAUCCAAGGGUUCUUCACGAGUUCUAGCAAGAGCAAUGAGAAGCCCAGGCAGUCUCCGGUUGAUACCAAGAUUGUGAGCCAUUCGCCUGAUACACCGACAAACCGUGGUGGAAGUCCUUGGGAUAAGGAGAGGAGGGAUGUGGUCAACCACAACCGCUCAGCAGAGUCAUAAACUUUUAAAUGAUUGCAUACAUGUACCAUAAUCAUCAGAAUCAAGAGCGAGAAUAUUUAUAUCUCGUCAAACCCAACCAAGUAUUAGAAUUUCGCACCAAGC
Colletotrichum acutatum is the source of this 1292-nucleotide messenger RNA. RefSeq lists its product as uncharacterized. The record is from RefSeq and is a predicted model, not a curated record. The transcript has a single exon. Lineage: Eukaryota; Fungi; Ascomycota; Sordariomycetes; Glomerellales; Glomerellaceae. The coding region runs from base 288 to 1190 and encodes 300 amino acids.